Messenger RNA from Talaromyces stipitatus ATCC 10500, 1827 nucleotides. RefSeq names its product acyl-CoA dehydrogenase, putative. Bases 1 to 1827 code for a protein of 608 amino acids. The transcript has 2 exons. Gene Ontology annotation, molecular function: oxidoreductase activity, acting on the CH-CH group of donors. The record is from RefSeq and is a predicted model, not a curated record. NCBI's taxonomy places the organism in Eukaryota, Fungi, Ascomycota, Eurotiomycetes, Eurotiales, Trichocomaceae.
AUGGAACCAUCAAGCUCAACAAAAGGCUUCUUCCAACUCAAACCCACCAUUCCACCUCAAUACCUCGAAGACCGCGCCCUCCUACGCAUCAUCUCUCUAUACCUCCCCACGCCACUCCCAUCCACAAUCUCCUCAGACCUCCUCCGCUUUUCAAAGCUCGUACUCUCAAAACCCGUUCUGGGUUACAUAGCAGACGCAGAGAAGAAUCUUCCCUAUCUCAAACCUCUUACUUCAUUCGGGGAGGAGAAUAGGGAUGAUCCGUUGGUUACCAGUGAGGGGUGGAGGAGGUUACAAGAGAUUGGUAUAGAAGAGGGUAUAGUGGCGCUUGCCUAUGAGAAGAACAGCAACGGAGAAAAGGCGGGGUGGAAUCCUCGGAUUCAUCAAUUUGUGAAAUAUCAUAUUUGGAGUGGGAGUUCGGCUAUAGUUACUUGUCCCAGCGCAAUGACCGAUGGCGCGGCAAAGCUUCUGGGAAAGCAUUUACAUGAUGACCCUGAAACUAAUGAAAUAUUUGCGCAUGCUAGGGAGAGAUUGAUCAGUCGUCAGAAUGGAUUUGCAUGGACGAGUGGACAAUGGAUGACAGAACGCAAAGGCGGAAGUGAUGUUCGCGGUACUGAGACUAUUGCCGUCAAGCUCAACGACGCAACGGACGGAUACGAUACAAACGGACAACCCUUGGGACCAUGGCGAAUCGACGGAUUCAAAUGGUUCUCUUCCGCGACAGAUGCGAACAUGACCAUCCUGUUAGCCAAGACGGGCGGUGGAAGUGAUCGUAAAGAUAGCCAGAUCAGCGCGUUCUACGCCCCGUUGAGGCGACGAGCCAACGGCUCAGACGAAAACCAGACAGAGUUGAAUGGUAUCCGAAUCCAGCGGCUGAAGAAUAAACUCGGUAUGCGCGGCUAUCUGAUUGGCAAGGAAGGUCAAGGCGUCAAAGAAAUCUCUCACAUAUUGAACAUCACGCGCAUGCAGAAUAUUAUUUCGGCUGUGGGUGCGUAUGGACGAGGGUUAGCAAUUAGUCGAGCAUUCGCGCGAGUCAGGAGUGUCAGCGGGAAACUCCUCUCCGAUGUAUCAGCGCACGUCCGGGGUUUGGCACAGGAACAUGUUAAUUAUACGGCUCAUAUGCAUUUAUCAUAUUUCAUUGCUGCUCUACUCGGUCGUUCGGAGGGAUUUGAGCCUGGGGACGAUACAUCUGCCGCUACAUCAUCAGGGAUCCUCCCAAAAACCAUGGAAGAAAUAAACGCACUCUACCGCCUCCUCACACCAAUCGCCAAAGCCCAAACGGCGCUCAGCGCAAUCAGCGGCCUAAGAUCCUGCAUGGAAUCUUUGGGAGGAGUCGGAUAUCUCGAAAACGAAGACCCCGAUCUAAACAUCGCGCGACUCUUUCGCGAUGCAAACGUCCUCGCAAUCUGGGAGGGGACGACGGAUGUCAUGGCCGAUGACUUUGUGCGCGUCGUAAAGAGGGGGAAAGAUGGGAUGAAAAUUCUAGCUGUCUUUGAAGGAUGGGUUGGAAAUUCCUUGCGUGUCGCGGAAGGGGCUGGUUUGAAGGCUGAAGCGGCGAAACUGAAAAAUACGGCGGAACGCGUGCUGAUGGAUUUACGCGGAAAGGAGAAAGAGGAACUGGCUUGGAGGGGAAGAGAGUAUUUGCGUGAUUUGGAUUGGUUGGUUUGUGGGUGUUUGUUGAUUCAUGAUGCGGUUAGGGAUGGGGAUGGGGUUGCUGGAGAGGUUAUGAUGAGGUGGAUUCAUGGAGGAACUUCGAGGGAUUGGAGGGAAGAAAGUGUUUGGGAUCGGAAGAUUGUUUUUGGUGAUGAGGUUGUUUCUGCUAAAUUGUGA